This is a messenger RNA of Bactrocera oleae (olive fruit fly), 2839 nucleotides long. It is a transcript of the gene Tbh, whose product is annotated as Tyramine beta hydroxylase. Gene Ontology annotation, molecular function: dopamine beta-monooxygenase activity; copper ion binding. Gene Ontology annotation, cellular component: secretory granule membrane. NCBI's taxonomy places the organism in Eukaryota, Metazoa, Arthropoda, Insecta, Diptera, Tephritidae. Gene Ontology annotation, biological process: dopamine catabolic process; octopamine biosynthetic process; norepinephrine biosynthetic process. The record is from RefSeq and is a predicted model, not a curated record.
ACCAGUAUUCCUUAGCCGUCAACGCGACGAGAACAAACGGAUCGGCGAUUGCUGCAACACACGCCACGCGACUGUUAUGACUUUGGUGUGUCACAAUAAAUUGUGAUGUUGUAGAACGAGAGCGAAACGGAAUUAAAGCAUAAUAUAAACAAUAAUAACUACAAACACGCCGCAUUACAGGCGAAUUAAAAAUUUGAAUAGGCAAAGCAGGAAGCGGAAAGUGCUAAGCGCAAAAUAAACACACGCACCAACGGAUAUCCUGAUUAAGUUUUCGGCUGUAACGGUACGGCUGUGUAAAAGUGUGUUUGUAGUUAGUUAGCAGAAGCAAAGAACAAAGUAAAAAAUUAUUAAAAAACAAUAUCAACUGUAAGGUGGCAGUGAGGUGGAAGUUACUAAACGGUCAAAUAAAUAGCAACAAUCCGCUCGCUGUAUGCUUACAACGAACUUUGUUUGUUUGUGUUGGGCGUAUGUGUGUGUGCGCGGGUACGCUUAAAAUGAAAGAUACAAAUGAAAACAUAAAACUUCAAUACUGAGGACAGCAUACCAGCAGCUAUUAUACUCACACGCUCGCUUACUUAUAUGUGGGUGCAUAGUUCUUGGAAACCGUGCGACGGGAAGUACUUCUGAAGAAGGACCAAUCAAUUGCUCAAUGUGCUUCCGACACGGGCUACACCCUUUGCUGGCAUAACCAAAGGCUACAACUCGCGCAUACACAUAUACUUACAUAUAUAAGGAUACCGCAUAACGGUACAGCAGCCAGCAACUACUCUCAUACUAUCAUAUUUGUUAAUAAAAUGGCUGUAAAAGGCACGCUAUCAAGCGCUCCCAGCAGUUGGACGUCCUCCAGACUCGGCACCACGUCCUACAUAUCGCGCAUGGCUUGCUUCGUCUUUUGCUUGCUCUCUGCUCUGCCGCUGCCGUUCUUCACAACAGCUAAUCGUUUAUCGGACACCAAGCUCCAUGAAGUCUAUCUGGACAACUCCGAAAUAAAACUGAGCUGGAUGGUGGAUUGGUAUAAGCAGGAGGUGCUUUUUCAUCUACAAAAUGCCUUUAACGAAAAUCAUCGCUGGUUCUAUUUGGGCUUUUCGAAGCGCGGCGAUGUGGGCGAUGCUGACAUCUGUUUCUUUGAGAAUCAAAAUGGAUUUUUCAACAUUGUCACUGACACGUAUACCAGUCCAGAUGGUAAAUUUGUGCAAAAAGACUAUCAACAAGAUUGCGAACUUUUCAAAAUGGAUGAAUACACGUUGGCAUUUAAGCGAAAAUUCGACACCUGUGAUCCGCUAGACUUGAGGAUGCAUGAGGGCACAAUGUACAUUAUGUGGGCCAGGGGUGAAAGUCGUUUGGCACUGGAAGAUUAUCAGUUUCCCUUUCCGAAUGUUUCCUCACAUGAAUCCGGCAUUAAGAUGAUGCAGUUACUUCGCGCAGACAAAAUUCUCAUUCCCGAAACCAAUUUGAAAACCAUUCAGGUCACACUCGAAAAUGUGACCAUACCAACAAAGGAGACAACAUACUGGUGUCACAUACAAAAACUGGACGAGUCAUUUGCGACGAAACAGCAUAUAGUACAAUUCGAGCCCAUCAUAACCUCUCCCGAUUUGGUGCAUCAUUUGGAAGUUUUUCACUGCGAAACCGAACCACAAGUAGAAAUUCCGUUGUACAAUGGAGACUGUGUUAAAAUGCCGGUAGAAGCGAAAGUGUGCUCCAAAGUCAUAUCUCUGUGGGCUAUGGGCGCUAGCACGUUCACGUAUCCACCAGAAACUGGCUUACCAGUUGGCGGCAAGGACUAUAAUCCAUUCGUGCGGCUAGAAGUGCAUUUUAACAAUCCUGAAUUGAAAGCAGGUCGCCUUGAUAGCUCUGGCAUGAGAAUAAAGUUGGCAUCGAAGCUAAGACAGUUCGAUGCGGGCGUAAUUGAAUUGGGCUUAGAAUACACCGAUAAGAUGGCCAUUCCACCAGGUCAAGUGGGCUUCCCGCUAAGUGGUUAUUGCAUCGCCGAAUGCACUGAAGUGGCCCUCCCGUCCAGUGGCAUUAUCAUAUUUGGUUCUCAACUGCAUACACAUCUUCGUGGCGUUCGUAUUCUGACACGACAUUUUCGCGACAACGAGGAGCUACGCGAAGUCAAUCGAGAUGACUAUUUCUCGCAUCAUUUUCAAGAAAUGCGCAACCUGCAUUAUAAACCUCAUGUGCUACCGGGUGACGCUUUGGUCACAACUUGCUAUUAUAAUACUCUGGGCUAUGAAAAUACAACACUGGGCGGUUUUUCAAUCAGCGACGAGAUGUGUGUGAAUUAUAUUCAUUAUUAUCCGGCUACCAAGUUGGAGGUUUGCAAGAGUUCUGUCUCUGAAGACACGUUGGAAAAUUAUUUUAUUUAUAUGAAAAAGAAAGAACAUCAACGCGGCAUAAAACUAAGUGGAGCACGUUCAAAGAAUUAUCGCAGCAUCAAAUGGACCGAACCACGUGUGGACCAACUUUAUACCAUGUACAUCCAGGAACCACUCAGCAUGCAGUGCAACAAAUCGGAUGGUUAUCGCUUCGAGGGCUACAAUUGGGAGGGAGCACCAGUGACACCAGUGGCAAUCAAAAUCCCCAUGCAUAGCAAACUAUGUCCCAAUUAUAACCCGUUAUGGUUGAAGCCACUGGAAAAGGGUGAUUGCGAUUUACUGGGCGAAUGUAUCUAUUAAAUCUUCAACACAUUGCAGGCAUAAAGAUGUUCUACAUAGUACAUAGCUAUAAUAUUUGAAAGUGAAAUAUUUUGUAGAUGGAAAUUUGAGAAAAAUGAGAACUUUUAAAUACAAUGUGCAGUACAGCUGCCGCGCAAAAGCUUUAUGGAGUAAACCAGAAA